CUACAUGUACUUGGAAGCCUCUGGAUAUUACAACCUGAAAGCCCGAAUCAUCUCUCCGUACAUAACGGCCACUAACGGAGAAUACUGUGUCGACUUCUACUACCAUAUGUACGGUGACUACAUGGGCACCAUGAAUAUCGGGGUGAGGUAUGACUACAACACGUACCCCGUCUGGCAGAAAUGGGGAGAUCAGGGCAAUAUGUGGCGCCGUAUGCGGCUCACGGCAAGAGUCAGCGGCUAUGGUACUUACAAUCUGUACAUUGAGGGUGAAGUUGGGCGAAGUCAUACCAGCGACAUGGCUAUUGACAACUUGGUGGUGUACCAGGGGGCGUGCUAAAAGGAACGCCAGCACGUGGGAGAUUACAUAAUUAAUGUGUGCCACUGAUGUGUGAAAUUUUACCAUGAUAUUGUGAUUCAGAAUAUAUGUUGACAAAAAUGAACUCGGCAUUAUAUAGAUUUAAAUCAUCUGAUUAUACCACGCUCCACGAUCCCAUCGAAUAAGAUGACAAACAGUAAUUAUAGUUUGUAUCGGAGAGAACUUCGCAACAAAAUCUAGAAAACGGUCAUUAUUUGGAUUAUAUUCUAUCGUAAUUUUAAAUGUUUCCGGUAUUGAUACGCAAAUACAAUGUUAAGUCCAAGAAAAUGUAUGAAUUGUUAUCCAUUACUGAUAUGAUUUGUUUAAUAAAGAAUAUAUAUUAAAAACAACACCUCGCUCAGAGUAGCC
Lingula anatina is the source of this 724-nucleotide messenger RNA. Its product is annotated as zinc metalloproteinase nas-13-like. NCBI's taxonomy places the organism in Eukaryota, Metazoa, Brachiopoda, Lingulata, Lingulida, Lingulidae. Gene Ontology annotation, cellular component: membrane. Gene Ontology annotation, biological process: proteolysis. Gene Ontology annotation, molecular function: zinc ion binding; metalloendopeptidase activity. The record is from RefSeq and is a predicted model, not a curated record.